This is a messenger RNA of Chanos chanos (milkfish), 1845 nucleotides long. RefSeq names its product solute carrier family 6 member 3 (gene slc6a3). Gene Ontology annotation, cellular component: plasma membrane. Lineage: Eukaryota; Metazoa; Chordata; Actinopteri; Gonorynchiformes; Chanidae. Gene Ontology annotation, biological process: amino acid transport; neurotransmitter transport; nitrogen compound transport. The record is from RefSeq and is a predicted model, not a curated record. Gene Ontology annotation, molecular function: dopamine:sodium symporter activity. The transcript has 14 exons. The coding region runs from base 1 to 1845 and encodes 614 amino acids.
AUGCUGAAAGGCAGACGAACCGGCCCACACAUGUCUUCAGUCGUCGUCCCGGCCAAGGCCCCCAACACGAUGGGCCCCAAAGAGGUGGAGUUGAUUCUGGUGAAGGAGCAGAACGGUGUUCAGUUCACCGCCUCCACCCUGGUCAGCCCCACUGGGCAGACCCAUCCGUCCGGAGAGGAGCGGGAGACCUGGGGCAAGAAAAUCGAUUUCUUGCUCUCCGUCAUUGGCUUCGCUGUGGACCUGGCCAAUGUCUGGAGGUUCCCCUACCUCUGCUACAAGAAUGGAGGAGGCGCGUUCCUGGUUCCGUACCUUUUCUUCAUGGUGAUUGCUGGAAUGCCCCUGUUCUACAUGGAGCUUGCACUGGGACAGUAUAACCGUGAAGGAGCUGCAGGAGUCUGGAAAAUCUGCCCCAUAUUCAAAGGUGUAGGCUUCACUGUGAUCCUGAUCUCGUUGUACGUGGGUUUCUACUAUAACGUCAUCAUCGCCUGGGCUUUGUUCUACCUGUUCUCCUCAUUCUCUGGAGAACUCCCCUGGGUAAACUGUAACAACACCUGGAAUAGCCCCAACUGCUCCGAUCUGAAUGACACGCUGCUGAACGACACACACAAGGCCACGCCCGCCGAGGAGUACUUCGAGCGUGGCGUUCUGCACCUCCAGGACAGUGCUGGUAUCGACGACCUGGGUCUCCCACGCUGGCAGCUGACUUCCUGUCUGGCUGUUGUCAUUGUGGUUCUCUACUUCAGCCUAUGGAAGGGAGUCAAGACCUCAGGAAAGGUGGUUUGGAUCACGGCCACCAUGCCGUACGUGGUCCUGACUGUGCUGCUGCUCCGUGGGGUCACUCUGCCCGGAGCUAUCGAUGGCAUUAAAGCCUACCUGAGUGUGGACUUUCUCCGUCUUUGUGAGGCCCAGGUCUGGAUCGAGGCAGCCACUCAGAUCUGCUUCUCUUUGGGAGUAGGGUUUGGUGUGCUAAUUGCCUUCUCCAGCUAUAACAAAUUCAGCAACAACUGCUAUAGAGAUGCCAUCAUCACCAGUUCCAUAAACUCUCUGACCAGUUUCUUCUCUGGCUUCGUGAUCUUCUCUUUCUUGGGUUACAUGUCCCAGAAACACAGUGUGGCUCUAGAUAAGGUCGCCACAGACGGACCUGGACUUGUGUUCAUUAUAUAUCCCGAAGCUAUAGCUACGCUGCCCGGCUCCUCUGUUUGGGCUGUCAUCUUUUUCAUCAUGCUCCUCACCUUAGGCAUUGACAGUGCUAUGGGUGGCAUGGAGUCUGUAAUCACUGGCCUGAUUGACGAGUUCAAGUUUCUACACAAACAUAGGGAGCUUUUUACCCUUUUCAUCGUGGUAUCGACCUUCCUCAUCUCUCUCUUCUGCGUCACUAAUGGAGGCAUCUAUGUGUUUACCUUGCUGGACCACUUUGCGGCAGGGACAUCGAUCCUCUUUGGAGUGCUGAUUGAGGCUAUCGGCAUCGCCUGGUUCUAUGGGGUUGACCGUUUCAGUGAUGAUAUACAGGAAAUGAUUGGCCAGAGACCUGGAUUAUACUGGAGACUGUGCUGGAAGUUUGUCAGUCCAUGUUUUCUCCUAUUCAUGGUUGUGGUCAGCUUUGCAACAUUCAACCCUCCAAAGUAUGGGACAUAUUAUUUUCCUAUGUGGGCAAACAUGAUUGGCUGGUGUCUGGCAAUAUCCUCCAUGACCAUGGUACCACUCUACGCCAUCUAUAAAUUCUGCUCCUUGCCAGGCAGCUUUUGUGAUAAACUGGCUUAUGCUAUAACUCCUGAAACAGACCAUCACUUGGUGGAAAACGGAGAAGUUCGGCAGUUCACGCUCCAUCACUGGCUUGUGGUUUGA